Penicillium samsonianum is the source of this 444-nucleotide messenger RNA. RefSeq lists its product as uncharacterized. NCBI's taxonomy places the organism in Eukaryota, Fungi, Ascomycota, Eurotiomycetes, Eurotiales, Aspergillaceae. The record is from RefSeq and is a predicted model, not a curated record. The transcript has 3 exons. The coding region runs from base 1 to 444 and encodes 147 amino acids.
AUGUCCGACCAUAUCGACUUGUUUCCAAAGACCGUGCAAGAAGGCUGCGAUGAAGUGGCGAACAAGCUUGGAUAUUUACCACUGGCGAUUGAUCUUGCCGGUGCGUACAUUGGUAAUAACCUUGCUCCCGAACAUGUCCCCACGCAUUAUUUGGAGGACUAUGGGAAGCAUCGCAUCUGCAAUGCGGCAAGUGCCGAAGACUCCGACACUCCGACACCUCGGAGUAUCCAAAAGAUUCUCCGAGCAAAAUUGCCGGCAGCCGGUGGAGCUCCGUCGGUCCUCGUCCAGUCGCAAUCGCGCGAUCCAUCGUCAUCUGCCUCCCAGAGGUUGGUACACGACAACAUCCAAAAGCAGACAUUGAAUCUGUUUUUCGCCAUCACCCUUGAUUAUCAAUCAGAUUCGCAAUACUCUCAUUCCGUUUUCAGACAGUCAUACGAAGAGUGA